AUGUUUUAUACACAUGCUGAGCGGAUGUACGCAGAGAGAGCUAUCGAGGGACGAGAAGCAGCUCAAAUUCCACUGCAUUCGGAUAACUAUCGUGGAGAACUGGUUCAAUCUCAGGACGGCUCGUCCUCAGAGAGCGAGAUAAACAAUGAUGGAACAUGGGGAGAAAAUGAGCAAGGCAGGCCAGUCAAUUGCUUGGCUGCUAUGCACGACUACGAAGACUUGCGCCAUCAACUCACGCAUUUGUCGAGAACUCGUUCACAAAAGAGUGCAGCUACUGCCCGAAGAACAUCGGCAUUGAAGAGAACUAUAACUAACGCAAGUCGCCGCUCACGAGCGACCGCUGGUGAAGAUGUAGAGGCACAAGAAGAAGAGGAAAAGCUCGAAGAGGUGACGGCUGAGGACGAGGAUGAAUUUGUGCUGGGUGACUUUCUCAAAGACGGUCAUUUUGAGAAACGAAACACAAGAGGGAGCGCGAAGAAGGUCGGUGUGAUAUACAAAAACUUGACUGUGCAGGGGGUUGGUGCGACGUCAACAUAUGUCAAGACUCUUCCAUCUGCUAUCAUGGGUACUUUCGGACCCGACUUGUACAAGUUAUUGACGCGGUUCAUUCCUGUGCUUCCUAAACCUGGAUCUAAUGGCCUGAGACGCGAUUUAAUUCACGAUUUUACUGGUUGUGUAAGGGAUGGGGAAAUGCUGUUAGUUUUGGGAAGACCUGGUUCUGGAUGCAGUACAUUCCUCAAAGCUAUUUCCAACAAGAGGGGUGAUUUUGCUGGUGUCACGGGAGAAGUCUCAUACGGAGGGAUUUCUGCUGAAGAGCAAGCAAAACACUACCGAGGAGAGGUAAACUACAACGAAGAAGAUGACCAGCACUUUCCAACUCUUACAGUUGAACAAACUUUGGAUUUCUCACUCCUAAAUAAGACAAAGAAGCACGAAAAAGGAGAUAUCCCAACGAUAAUUACAGCGCUUUUGAAGAUGUUUGGUAUUUCUCAUACGCGUCAUACCCUCGUUGGAGAUGCUUUCGUCCGAGGUGUUUCUGGUGGUGAGCGGAAGCGAGUUUCUAUUGCAGAAACCCUCGCUACUAAGAGCACAGUCGUUUCUUGGGACAACUCGACUCGUGGACUCGACGCAUCAACUGCAUUAGACUACGCAAACUCACUCAGAGUGAUGACGGACAUCAGCAAUAGAACGACACUAGUCACCCUUUAUCAAGCUGGAGAGCAAAUAUAUGAGCUCAUGGACAAAGUAUUGGUAAUUGAUGAGGGACGAAUGGUGUAUUCAGGACCAGCAAGUGAUGCCAAGAGUUACUUCGAGAGGAUAGGAUACUAUUGCCCGCCAAGACAGACCACCGCAGACUUUUUGACGGCUUGCACGGAUCCUGCCGAACGCCGGUUUCAAAAGGAUUUCCAAGGACCCAUUCCAAAAGGCCCCGUUGAACUUGAGAAAGCCUUCAGAGAAAGUGAAGAUUACAAAUUACUUCAGGAAGAUGUCGACUCUUAUGAGAGGAUGCUACAUGAAACCGACCAUGCGGACGCACGACAAUUCAAAGCUUCCGUGGAAGAGACGAAAUCCAAGACUGUUGGUCCCCGGUCACCUUACACAGUUUCAUUCUUUCGUCAAGUCCUUGCUUGCACAAAGCGUGAAAUUGAAUUAACUCUGGGAGAUAAGACAACUUUGUAUACCAAGUUUUUCAUUAUAAUUUCUAACAGCUUGAUUGUUGGCUCCUUGUUUCAUGGUCAAUCGUCCAACACACUUGGAAACUUCUCCCGGGGUGGUACUCUCUUCUUCUCAAUUCUGUUCCUUGGAUGGCUUCAAUUAUCUGAAUUAAUGAAAGCUGUCGGUGGUAGACCAAUCAUUUCCAGACACAAAGAUUAUGCCUUCUACCGUCCGUCAGCCGUUGUAAUUGCUCGUGUCGUUCAGGACUUUCCGCUUUUACUGCUGCAGGUUGUCCCUUUCUCGAUUGUAGUGUAUUUCAUCACCGGACUUGAUGUGGAUGCUGGAAAGUACUUCAUCUACGUGUUGUUCAUUUACCUGACGACAAUUUGCAUCACCUCUUUAUAUCGUAUGUUUGCCGCACUUUCGCCAUCGAUUGAUGAUGCUGUUCGAUUUUCGGGUAUUGGACUCAAUCUUCUGAUUAUCUACACUGGUUAUGUAAUUCCAAAACCACAAUUAGUGUCCGAAUAUAUCUGGUUUGGGUGGCUAUACUACAUCAAUCCUCUGUCGUAUUCCUUCGAAGCCGUCAUUUCAGACGAAUUCUAUAACAAGAAUAUCCCUUGUGCACCGGAUCAAAUUGUUCCCAGUGGUCCAGGCUAUACGAAUCCUGAGUUUCAGGGUUGUGCAUCCACUGGUGCUGAGGUCGGAAGCUUGAGUGUGUCCGGAGCUAGAUACCUUGAGCAAAGUUUCAACUACUCAAGGUCUCAUCUUUGGAGGAAUUUCGGUGUCGUGAUUGCCUGGACUGUACUUUACAUUAUUGUCACUGCUGUUGCCACUGAGGUAUUUGACUUUACUUCUGGUGGAGGUGGUGCACUCGAAUUCAAGCGUUCCAAAGCCGCGAAGAACAAGGUCAAGGCGGAAAAUGCCACACCUGAUGAGGAAAACUCACCAGCUUCUACCAGUCCAAUACCUACAAGCGGCGCCUCUUCCAGCAACACCCUUGAACCACCCAAAGAAGAAGCACUCAAAGAUAUCACUGGAUCUGAAUCUGUGUUUACAUGGGAAAACGUCGAGUAUACAGUGCCAUAUCUUGGCGGCGAGCGCAAACUUCUCAACAAAGUCAACGGUUAUGCAAAACCUGGUCUUAUGGUGGCACUGAUGGGAGCUAGUGGAGCUGGAAAGACGACACUUCUGAAUACCCUUUCUCAACGUCAAAAGACAGGUGUAGUUACCGGUGAUAUGUUAGUUGAUGGACGACCACUAGGAACUGAAUUCCAGAGAGGUACAGGAUUUUGCGAGCAAAUGGAUCUUCAUGACGGCACGGCUACUAUUCGAGAAGCUCUUGAGUUCUCGGCUAUCCUUCGACAAGAACAUACGGUUCCAAGAGCCGAGAAGAUUGAGUAUGUAGACAAAAUCAUUGACCUCCUCGAAUUGGGAGAUAUGCAAGAUGCUUUGGUCAGAUCUUUGGGCGUAGAGCAGAGAAAGAGAGUCACCAUUGGUGUUGAACUAGCAGCAAAACCUAACCUUCUCCUCUUCUUGGAUGAGCCCACCUCUGGUCUCGACUCACAAUCCGCCUAUUCCAUCGUUCGUUUCCUGAAGAAGCUUUCUGCAGCUGGUCAAGCUAUCGUUUGUACAAUCCAUCAACCCUCCUCGGUCCUCAUCCAAGAGUUCGAUAUGAUCUUAGCCUUGAAUCCAGGUGGUAACACAUUCUAUUUCGGGCCUGUUGGCGAAAACGGUUCGGCGGUGGUAAAAUACUUUGCUGACCGUGGAGUACAAUGCCCACCCCAAAAGAACGUCGCGGAAUUCAUUCUUGAAACUGCUGCCAAGGGUGGAAAACGUCGCGAUGGCAAGAAAGUUAAUUGGAACGAGGAAUGGCUUAAUUCGAACGAAAACAAGACUGUUAUGCAGGAGAUUGAGCGCAUCAAGUCCGAGCGUGGCCAAGUUGCCGCUCCAGAAGCUAAUUCCCAGCGUGAAUUUGCUUCUCCGGUUAUGCUACAAACAACUGAACUGACUAAACGCCUCUUCACUCAAUACUGGCGUGACCCAUCCUAUCUCUACGGCAAGCUAUUCACAUCUGUCAUCAUCGGUAUCUUCAAUGGCUUCACAUUUUGGCAGCUGGGUUACAGUAUUAUUGAUAUGCAGAACCGAAUGUUCACUUCGUUCUUGAUCAUUCUUAUCCCGCCUACCAUUGUUAAUGCUGUUGUGCCUAAGUUCUACCAGAACCGCGCACUAUGGGAAGCCCGAGAACUCCCUUCGAGAAUUUAUGGUUGGGUUGCUUUUUGCACUGCGAACAUCGUCGCUGAGAUACCAAUUGCUAUUAUCGGGGCAGUGAUUUAUUGGGCUUUAUGGUAUUGGCCCACUGGUCUCCCAAGUGAUUCUUCCACUUCUGGUUAUGUAUUCCUCAUGACAAUGCUAUUCUUCCUCUUCCAAGCAUCAUGGGGUCAGUGGAUUUGCGCUUUCGCUCCAUCAUUCACUGUAAUCUCCAAUGUUCUACCCUUCUUCUUCGUCAUGUUUGGUCUCUUCAACGGUGUUGUACGCCCUUACUCUCAAAUGUCCGUUUUCUGGCGCUACUGGCUUUAUUACCUUAAUCCAGCCACUUAUUGGAUUGGCGGUGUUAUCGCUGCUACACUCUCCAAGGUUCCUGUUGAAUGUGCUUCCAACGAAGCUGCUUAUUUCAAUCCUCCAUCGGGACAAACAUGCUCCUCUUAUGCUAGUGACUUUGUCACUUCUGCUGGAGUAGGUUAUUUGACGAAUCCAGAUGCGACGACAAAUUGCGGAUAUUGUCCAUACGCCAGUGGACAGGAAUACAUGAGGAAUUUGAACGUCACUCCAGAUGACAAAUGGAAAUAUUUUGGUAUUUUCUUGGCAUUUUGCAUCAGCAAUUGGGCGUUGGUUUACUUCUUCAUCUACACGGUGAGAAUUCGAGGAUGGAGUUUUGGAUUUGCUACCUUAUUUGGGGGAUUGGGCAAGUUGGUCGGGAAGGUCAAGAGUGCCUUUAAGGGAAAAGAGAAGAAGAAUGUGGAUGAAUCAAAGUAG
Molecule: messenger RNA, 4689 nt
Organism: Botrytis porri
Lineage: Eukaryota; Fungi; Ascomycota; Leotiomycetes; Helotiales; Sclerotiniaceae
Exons: 7
Coding region: 1-4689 (1562 amino acids)
Biological process (GO): transmembrane transport
Cellular component (GO): membrane
Molecular function (GO): ATP binding; ATP hydrolysis activity; ABC-type transporter activity
Source: RefSeq, a predicted model, not a curated record